This is a messenger RNA of Cordyceps fumosorosea ARSEF 2679, 2835 nucleotides long. Its product is annotated as Spc97/Spc98-like protein. Gene Ontology annotation, biological process: meiotic cell cycle; mitotic cell cycle; microtubule nucleation. NCBI's taxonomy places the organism in Eukaryota, Fungi, Ascomycota, Sordariomycetes, Hypocreales, Cordycipitaceae. The record is from RefSeq and is a predicted model, not a curated record. The coding region runs from base 1 to 2835 and encodes 944 amino acids. Gene Ontology annotation, cellular component: spindle pole; centrosome; gamma-tubulin small complex. The transcript is spliced from 3 exons. Gene Ontology annotation, molecular function: gamma-tubulin binding; microtubule minus-end binding.
AUGUCUGGCGCACCGCGAUCGUCCACCAGUCGCGCAAACGGCUACGGCGACGAGCGGCUGCGCAUGACCAGCAGUAACGUCGGCGGAUACGGCAGCAGCAAGCACGAGCGACAGGAGGGCCGGAAUGCCCCCACGCCGUCGGGUGGCUUCCAAGCGAGUCUGGGGCAUAAGCGCUCCGCCUCGGGAAACCCGCGCCCCAUUAGCAUGGCCGAGGAGAGGCGCUACGAGGAGCGCAAGGUUACGGAGCGCACGUACGAGGCACAGAUCGAGCGCAUAGUACCGCGCACGGCCAGCCCCGAGAAGAUCCAGCGCCGCAGCGCGCCGGGUGAGCGCAGGCCUGCGGAUGUUCCUAGGCAGAAGCCCGCAGAGUACCGGCCGCGAGACUCGAGAUCUGAGGUAGCUCAAGCACCAUGGAACCCCGAGGUCACGUUGCGCCCUCACACGACAGCACCCCUCGCCUCGCGAGUGUCAAUCCCGCCGCUCGCUUCCACCGUACCCAACGCUCCACAACCCGUACCCUUGGCCGAACUGUCCCUCGACGUUCAAGAGGCAGUUAUUGUUGAAGAUCUGCUGUUUGCCUUCAUGGGCUAUGAAGGACAGUACAUUCGAUUCGCCAAGGGCUACGAUCCAACAGAGGAACGAGAUCGGCUAUCUGGUCCUGGAUUUCGCAUGCUGCCCGGCCUCGAUCCGAGCCUGCACGACCUCGCGACUUCGAUGCUGAAAAUGGCCACUUACUAUUCCGCUCUUGAAGCAUUUGUUGACGUCCAGAGCCGGGAGGAAUUCGGCGCUGUCAACCACGCGCUCUGCGCUGCCGUCCGCAAAUAUUUGCACGAUUACAUCGUCAUGAUUGCUGAACUAGAAACACAGUUCCUCACCAGCGACACGUUUACAGUACAUGUACUCAACAUUCACACCCUUCCAACCAGCCAUUUGAUGCUUCAACUCUAUACACUCGCCCAAAAGCUGCUACAGAAGAACGGUUUGCUUGACGACAGUGAUGAUGAAGACGAUGACGACAGCGUUGAGGAUUACGACAAGGUCAUAGAGCGACUUACGGAGGGCGGGGAUCUGAUGCCUGGAAACAUGUCGGCUAAGAAGCUUUGCAAAGGCGGUGUCGUGCUGGGCUUGGUGACGCAGCGUUUAGAGUCAAUGGCCGGAGAUCCCGCCGCCCGGACGCUCCUCACAUCGUUGUUGCGCGACGCCAGCAAGCCGUACAUGAGCAUGCUCAAUGAGUGGCUGCAUCACGGUGCCAUCCGCGACCCGCACUCCGAGUUUCUUAUCAAGGAGCAGAAGAGCAUAAAACGCGAGCGACUGGAGCAAGAUUACACGGACGAGUACUGGGAGCGACGAUACACGAUUCGCGAUAAGGACGUGCCGCCUCAGCUUGAAGGUGUCAAGGAAAAGGUCUUGCUAGCAGGCAAGUACCUCAACGUCGUUCGCGAGUGCGGCGGCGUAGACGUCAGCAAGGUUGUACCUGAUGUGCCGACCACGUUUGAUGACAGCCGAUUCCUGGAAAACGUCAACAACGCGUACGCACACGCAAACCAGUCGCUCAUGCAGCUCCUCCUAACAACACACGCUCUACCCGCACGCCUGCGCUCGCUCAAGCACUACUUCUUCCUCAACCCAUCAGACUACUUUUCCCACUUUAUGGAGCUCGGCAACCCGGAGCUGCGCAAGCCGGUCAAGUCGGUCAACGCCGGUAAGCUGCAGUACCUGCUGGACCUCAUCCUGCGGCAGCCGGGCAGCGUCGUGUCGCUCGACCCCUUCAAGGAGGAUGUCAAGGUGGAGAUGAACGAGGUGACGCUCAUCAAGUCGCUGCAGCGUGUCGUCAACAUCACGGGCAUUGAGCAGGGCGAGGCGCUACAGCCGCUGUCAAGCCACCAGCCGGUCGAGGUGGACAAGAACGCGACGGGCUACACGUCGCUGCAGUUUGACUACGCCGUGCCCUUCCCCGUGUCGCUCGUCGUCAGCCGCAAGACGGUCUGGCGCUAUCAGGCGCUCUUCCGCUACCUCUUCUCCCUCCGCUACCUCGAGUCCCAGCUGUCGUCGGCCUGGCACGUCCACACGCGCGGUGUCAGCUGGGCCCACCGCAGCUCCAGCCGCGAGCUCGAGCGCUGGAAGCGUCGCGUGUGGACGCUUCGCGCGCGCAUGCUCACCUGGGUCCAGCAGCUGCUGUACUUUUGCACCGCAGAGGUCAUCGAACCCAACUGGUCCAAGUUUAUGUCGCGGCUUGACGAGCGCGCUGACAACGGCGGCGCCAGCAGCGAAGAGGCGCCGUCGGGCUCCUCCUCCAGCAGGACCGUCGACGAGCUCAUGCAGGACCACGUCGACUUUCUAGACACGUGCCUCAAGGAAUGCAUGCUAACGAAUAGCAAACUACUCAAGAUCCACGCCAAGCUGAUGCUCACGUGCACCAUGUUCGCCAACUACACAAAGUUCCUCUCGCAGGAACUCGACAAGAUCGAUCCGGACCUCGCCGUCGGCAGCCCUAAGCCGCGCGGCAUGACCAACGCGCAGUGGCGGCGCUUCCAAGCGGACCGCGCCGCCGCCUCGAACCGCAGCAGCAACAAGGACGGCGGGUCCGCGGCGGCAGACGUCUCCGUCCUCUCCGCGGACGACGCCGAGGCGCGCUUCCGCAACCUCAACGACCUGAUCCGCAGGUGGGAGUUCAACUUUGGCCGCCACCUGCAGAUCCUGCUCGACGCGCUCAACCACUACGCGGCGACCGAGACGGUGGUGCUGCUCAGCCUCUGCGCCCGCUUGAGUACCGUCAACCAGGGCACCGAGUUCACGGGGCUCAAGGCCGACGAGGACUCCAUGUCAGCGAUAUGA